AUGUCUCGAAAAAAUAAAAAUAAACCAUAUCUAAAACCUACUCCUGAAAACAGCAUAUCACCAGCCACACCACCACUACAAAAAACAACAAGCACCCAAACAGAUUCACCGGAGGAUCUUCGUUUCGUGUGCUUUACUUCGCUUCUCCUGAUGGUCUUUUCGUCGAUUUUUGUCUACCAUUUAUGGACAAUUCCACCGAUCGAUACAUGGGCGGUUUGGUGGUUUGCGUUCUGUAUGGAAAACCGUACAGUCCUCUUCUCAUCACAGUGGUUGGCUUGGUGA
Adineta ricciae is the source of this 282-nucleotide messenger RNA. Lineage: Eukaryota; Metazoa; Rotifera; Eurotatoria; Adinetida; Adinetidae. The record is from the annotation of a GenBank genome assembly.